Messenger RNA from Lolium perenne, 1390 nucleotides. Its product is annotated as 1-aminocyclopropane-1-carboxylate oxidase homolog 1. NCBI's taxonomy places the organism in Eukaryota, Viridiplantae, Streptophyta, Magnoliopsida, Poales, Poaceae. The record is from RefSeq and is a predicted model, not a curated record.
CUCGGCAACCCCAACCGCCAUUUCUGAGGAUCGACAUGGCCGGUGCAGCCGAGGUUUACGACUACGCGGCCGCGUUGGCCGAGUUCGACGCUUCCCGCACCACCGUCCGGAGCCUCGUCGAGUCCGGGAUCGCCUCCGUGCCACCUCUCUUCAUCAGCACUACCAACUAUCCACCAACGGACAUCCUCGCCAUCCCAACCGUUGACCUCUCUCUCCCGCUCUCAUCCUUGACGCCGAUCGUCGGCGCCGCCGCGCAGACGUGCGGUUUCUUCCACGUCACCAACCACGGAAUCGAUGCCGGCGCCGCCGUGUCCUCCGUCCGGGCCUUCCACGAGCUGCCUCCCGCGGUCCGCUCCGCGUUCUACUCGGUCGCGGCCGUGGAGGGCAUGAGCUACUCUACCGUCCCCUACAUGGACCGCAACAGCUUCGACGGCCCUGGCCCCAUCCUCCCCUGGCGCGUAUCUCUCCGGGUUCUGCUGCAGGCGGCCGACAUCGGCCGUCUCCCCGCGGCAUGCCGGGACGCGCUGGUGGUGUACCUGCGGUGCAUCGAGGAGCUGGGGAAGAAGAUGGCCAGGCUGCUGUCCGAGGCGCUCGGCGUCGGCGCUGAGCGGCUGGAGACGGCGACGCAGGUGGAAGGUUGGCUCAUGGCGUGCAACUACUACCCGCCAUGCCCUGAGCCCGCGCGUGUGGAGGGCGCGGUUGAGCACACCGACCCCUCCCUCUUCACCGUUCUGGCACAGGACGGCAUUGGAGGGCUCCAGGUGCGCAUCAACGGCGGCGACAAUGACGGACAGUGGGUGGACGUGCCGCCGGUGCCGGGCGCACUUCUCGUCAACGUUGGGGACGUGCUCAAGCUUGUUUCCAACAACGAGUACCAUAGCGUGGGCCACAGGGUGAUGAUCAAGUCUAGCCAAGAUGCCAGGGCCUCCCUUGCGGUGUUCUUCAAUCCUGCCAUGAGCGGCGGCGACUCAAACUUGCUUGGUCCUCUCCAGGAGCUUAUCACAACAGAAAAGCCAGCAAUGUACCGGAGUUUCACCAUGACAGAGUUCAUGGAUUCCAGAAGGAAGUUUGGUCAUGGUAAGCUGUCGACAGACCAAUUCAGAGUCGCACUUGAAUGAAUCCUCCUGCCCAUAUACGUUAGGAGCUGGGACUUGACUUGAUGUUUGGGGCGGGUGUUCUACUGUCCAGAGUGGCAUUUUAAAAGAAUUUUUAAUGUACAGGGUGAUUGUAUAUGUGCAGGAAGAAAUAGCAUUGCCUCUUUGUUUCAUGUUUUGUGUAUAAGUGUUUUCCUCUUAGGAUUGAAGAUGAUGUGUUGAUUUUUUCUCCUACUAACAACAAUUACUAUUGCUAGGAGAGCCCGGAUUGUAACAACACUAUCCAGAAACAAAUU